AUGCCAUGCUCAAGAAAUAAAGAAGAAGUAGCUCCUAGUGAUGAUUAUGGUUGGAGGUGGGGAGAACUUGUUGAAGGUAAUCGUAAUAAUGUCAAAUGUAGAUUUUGUGGAAGAAUUAUUAAAAGAGGAAUAACACAAUUGAAAGAGUAUUUGGCUGUAAAAAAAGGGAAUGUAACACCUUAUCCACAUGGCUCGGUAAAAGUUAGAAAAUCCAUUGGACAACAGCUUCAAGAAUAUCAUAGAGAAAAAGCUGUAAGGCAGAGGAGGAAAGAAGAAUUAGAGGAAAGAAUAAGUUUAGGAAACCAUGGAAACUAUGGUGAUAGUGGUGAUGAUGAUGAAGAGUUAACUAUCACAAGACGUAAGAGUAUAAUGAAAGCUUUAGUUCAGAUUGGCCUGAAAGAGGUUGUUACUAGGAAAAAACCAGAGAAUUUAAAUCAGUCAGAACCGGAAGAGCUUGUUGAAAAGGUCUUAUCUACAAUCCAGUUGUGCCUCAUGAAUAGGGUAUUGGAGGAGUGUUACCUCCCGUACUACUGGGUAUUAUUUGGUUUAAUGGGCAAAAUGAUCGAUGAAAUUGGUGAAGAAUUUGUUGUUCAGGUUGUGACAGACAAUGAAGCAGCUAUCAAAGCUGGCAGUCAUAUACUGAUGCAAAAGAUAAGGCACUUGUAUAUGUCUGCAUGUUCUUCUCAUUGCUUGGAUCUUAUUUUCAAAGAAAUCGAUGAUAGAAAAAGUGUGAAAAAGGUCUUAGAUGAGAUAACCAUCAAUGAGUUUAUUAUCAACCUUCGUCAGCGGUUUAAGAGGGCUAAAACCACACUCGUUCAAUCAAGGGUUGGUGCUCAUGGGUUUCUACGCCGUUUCGCAACAAGAGGUACUAGUGGAAGAGGCCGCGGCAGUGGAAGUGGAAGUGCUCGGGCUGGGUCUUUGUCAUCGGGACACAUGCCUAACGUUGAAGCUAGAGAGGCACCGCCUUCACCUGAGAUUGAGACAGGGUCUCACAAUUGA
Gossypium arboreum is the source of this 999-nucleotide messenger RNA. RefSeq lists its product as uncharacterized. Bases 1 to 999 code for a protein of 332 amino acids. The transcript has 6 exons. The record is from RefSeq and is a predicted model, not a curated record. NCBI's taxonomy places the organism in Eukaryota, Viridiplantae, Streptophyta, Magnoliopsida, Malvales, Malvaceae.